Aspergillus calidoustus is the source of this 2203-nucleotide messenger RNA. The record is from the annotation of a GenBank genome assembly. Lineage: Eukaryota; Fungi; Ascomycota; Eurotiomycetes; Eurotiales; Aspergillaceae.
CGAUGCUCCAGACGCAGGCUCUUGCCUGCAACCGAGAUGGAGCAACCAACGCGGACUAGCCGGACUUCUGGGCGGGCUACUUCGUCCUGUGCAGAGUGUCGCCGCCGUCGUAUUCGAUGCGAUGGCUUCACGACUCCUUGUCGGCAAUGCGUCUAUUACCAAGUGCCCCAUCUGUGCCAUUAUCCUCCUCGCAAGGCCAGGCGUAAUAUCUCGUUGAGGUCUCACGCCGAGCUCUCCGACGCCCAUACGAAGUCGCAGAAAAUCAUCGAGACGCUUUUCCCAUCAGUGUCCCUCGACGAGCUUGCGACGAUGUCUCGCCCUGCUCUCGUUGCGAAAGCUCAAGCAAUGUUACAGUCAUCAUUCGCCAUGAAUGUAGACGAGCGACCCGAGAACGACCUUCAAGAUCUAGAGGCCCCACCUGAGCGAGACUUUACCUGGGACGAAGUCUCCAAUGCAGACAGUGACGGUUCCCGCGUGGCCGACGAUAUCAAUGGUAUUGCGGUGUCGCUGGAUUCGCUCACCCCUGCGAAUGCCUCGUAUCUUGGCUUUUCAUCUGUACCGACAAUAUUACGUGUCAUUGCGCAUCUAUCGCCUCGCGUCCGCCAGGCAGUUCCUACAAGUCCCGAGGCGUGGAAAACCUUGAGUGUCCAUGAGCACGAUAGCCCUGGAUCGUCAGAGAUCAACGAACUGACCAUGAUCAACGCCUACUUUACGCACGUGCAUCCUAUAACGCCAAUGGUCGAUGAGGUUGAUUUUCGACAACGGUAUACCGAGGGAGGGGUGUCGGGUAACUAUGCGAGUUCGUGGCUCGCAUUGUUCAACAUGGUUCUUGCCAUGGGGUGUUUUGCUUCAGAUACCCAGUUUAACAAGCGCCACAUCCUAUACAAGCGGGCUUUAUCCCAUUUCAGUCUGUCCUCUCUGGGCUCUGGACAUCUGUACACAGUCCAGGCUCUAGCACUCUACGGCGGGUAUUUGCUCCAUUAUCUCAACAAGCCGAAUACAGCUAGUGCGAUUAUUGGUGCGACGAUUCGGAUGGCGGUUGCAAUGGGUCUGCAUAGAGCUCGGAUACCCAAGUAUAAUGACUGCGAAAUCUCGCAGGAAGCGCGGAGUUCAGUCAUGACUCGGGUCCGGACAUGGUGGUCGAUUUUCUGCUUGGACACAUGGGCUGCAGCAACAUUAGGUCGGCCAGGCUUAGGGUACUGGAGCCCAGAAACAGUGCUGACAUCGCCGACAUUAGCCUUGGCUAGUUUGGACUACGGAACAAUCUCACUCGCCGCGAGCGAACACUUUUGCAAAAUCGCCGCACGCAUCCAGGAAAGGCUCGCUCAAACGCCGUUGAUAACCACCGAUGAAAUCACUGCAUUCGACCACGAACUCCUAGAGUGGCAGAGUUCAUUGCACAUGUUCCUCGCUCACGAGGAUCACUGUCCGCCGAGUCUCCGCGUUGCGCGAGGACUCCUCCGGUGCCGAUACAUAACAACCCGGCUGGCACUCUACCGUCCGUACCUUCUAAGCACAGCACUCCACCGCAGACAAUGGUCCGAUGGGAGUCGAUACCCACAAGCGAGCCACGCAGUCAAGUGUGUUCAAAUCGCCCGCGAUGGCAUCGACAUGAUCUCGCAGGACUGGUUCCCGAACCACCUCCUAACCUGGAACGAUGCCUGGCAUCUUUUUCAGAUUUGCCUUGUACUGGUCCUUGCCCUUGUAUCCGAUAGAGUUGGGGCAGAGAGGGAACUGUGUGAGGAGUAUAUCAACAAGUCGCUGGAGCUCUUCUCGCGCAUGGGGCCCUAUGACGCCGGUGCUAUACGGAGUGGCUGGAGAAUUGAGAUUCUGUAUUGUAAUAUUCGGGACCAGGAUAGUGUGGACCCCGUUGCCUCGCUUGAUGCUGUGGGCUCGUCGGUUCUUGACUUUCUAGACUUUGAUAUGCCGGAGGGUGAUGCGGAUUGGUUGGGGUACUUGUUUAACUAUAAUGAGUGAUGUAUAUGGUGGUCUGAGUGUUUAUAUCCUAGAUAGUGGACCUGCCGUCAAAGUAUAAACACAAGAUGCAGAUUGUGAGGUCUGAAGAUCCAAGAUCCUGUCAGACACUCGCAAGUCGGACGGUCACGUUCGCUGACAGGCUUGGGCAACUGUAGAUCUGGCAAGGUCUUGUGUGAUCUAAAGUGGCACAUGGAAGUAGACACCCUAGACAUCAAACUAUUACAGC